Messenger RNA from Aplysia californica (California sea hare), 1429 nucleotides. RefSeq names its product coiled-coil domain-containing protein 134. Bases 150 to 905 code for a protein of 251 amino acids. Lineage: Eukaryota; Metazoa; Mollusca; Gastropoda; Aplysiida; Aplysiidae. The record is from RefSeq and is a predicted model, not a curated record. The transcript is spliced from 6 exons.
AGCUCCUCGGUGAAAAAAUAAGCACCGGAAAUUCUGGGUGGGAGGACCGAAAUACAAAGGCGUGUCUCUCGGGGCUAUCAUAUUUCUGUCGUCAUCACUUGGGGGUUCGAUCCGUGAGAAUACCAGGGAUCAGGCAGAUAUCAACAAGCAUGUACUUUCACAUCAUUCUGGCGGCUGCUUUUCUUUUUGUUGUGUCAGGAGAAGCAGACAUACCCGCUGACAUGCACAGUAGUACUGCUGCAGGGGGAGAAACAGAAAGCGAAAGUAGCGGCCUUGAUUCCGAAAAGAGUGAAGAAUCUGUCCCUUCGACGGGUGAAGCAAGCGGUUCUCAAGUGAACCUAUCUCCGUUUGAAAAGUAUAAACGUCUGUUUAAUGAACACAGGUCGAGACAGCUGGAAGCUGUGAAAUCCAUUCUUAAUUUUGGAGAUGAAAAGCAGAGAUAUGAACUUAUUAAUGUGAUGUUGAAACAACUCUUCAAGACAAUCGAGCAGGCUAAGGUAAAUCUGACAAUGUCUGGAUUUCUGCCGGGAGAUCCUUUCCCCGAGAAUGACACCGUCAGGGAUUAUGUGUCGAAAGUGUUGGAGAACACGGCCAUGUUUGGCGACAUGGUUCUCCGCCUGCCCGACCUGGUUCACGACCUCUACGACCGACAGCGGGAGUGGCAACUGCUGCUAGCCUGGAGCUACGGCUUCUGCACGCAGUCCGGCGCCUUCGAGGGACCCAAUGAGCAGCUGCUGCAUUUGAUGGCUCAGGAAGUGGGCAUUAUAGCAAUGGAUCCAAAUUAUGUGAACCCCUUUAAAGCUGCAAAUCAAAAGAAGAAACGAUAUGAGGAGCCGGCCAAACCUGCGAAGAAAAAGCAGAAGAAAAUAAGACGAGGCCCAAGGUUGAGCCACUCAGAGUUGUAGCCGAGUGAUGGGGGGGGCGACGAAGUGUUGAGAUGGAUGUUUUCCUGUGCUUUUGUCGACUGUGCGACUGUUUGUGUGUUUUACUUACUGCAUGUGAAAUCUUGGGGGGGAAAAGUAGUGGACCAUGUUUUUCAUAUGAAAAAGUUUUCCACACGUUGAUCCCAGCACGUCUGAACUGCACCUGUCUCAAAUGUUUUGAAGUAUACUAUAUUCUAUAUCAUAUAUGUAAUAUAUGCGCUCCCUUGUUACGUAAAGCCAAAUUCCUGUUCAGUUAUUAUUGCAUCCUUGAUUUUUAGCUUACUGAAGAUUGUACAUAUAUAUAUUUGUUCUUUGAGUGUUGCUGAAUUAUUUUCGGAGAGUUCAUGAAAGAUAACGGUUAACUGAUAUAAUAUGUGUACGUGAGUUGUAUUGAGUUUCUUUUCAUCUGAUUGUUGACGAUUUUAUAGUGCUUUUCCCCAUAGUUCUUUCUUAUAUGUAUGUAUAUAUACAGGUGGGCCAUUUGCUUGUGGUCACAUUAUUAAUUA